UCGCUCGCACCAAAUCUACCGAAAACAUCGCAACCUCCGUCACCGCCUUGAGCAAAAACGUCUCUUCCGUCACCGUCCUGCAUUAUCAUCCGUUAUCCGAGCAUUAUCACGGAACGAGAACGUCGAGAGGAGCGAGAAAAGAGGCGAGAAGAGGCGAGGAGGAGUGCGCACGCCCCGCAACCUCCGCCAUAUUGGAUCCCGGCGUUGCACACGGCACUCAAGGUGAAUGUCGGGUCUGGGGGGCUCCGGUAGGGGAGUAGGUGAGGAGAGGCGGAGAGGAGGAGACCUCGGUACCCGCAUCACACGCUCCACGUCGCUGCUGCCAACGCCAUCAGAACCCGCCACGUCGGUCGAAGCUCUUGCCGAUACUGCUGCUGCCGCCGUCGUAGCUGCCUCUGCUGUUACGGUCGUCGUCGCUGUUUCUACUGCUGCCGUUGCCGAUUUCGUCGCUGCUUCCGUCGCCGCCGCGUCUGCUGUGCGCUGUGACCAGGUGAACCCAGGCAGCGCGUCGCCCGUGUCACGCUCCGGUGACUUUUCAGAUGGCGAAAGCGGCGAAGUCGUGGCGCAUCGUGGUACUGCUGGUGCUGCUGCUGUCUCUCGCCGUCGUCUCGUCGCCCAGCCCUCCGCCAAGGCCGUGCCCCACACCCUCUCCCGCGGGCACUCCGGCUGAGCGCCAGGCCGCCCUCGAGAACCCACACCUGAGGGAGCUCUUCCGCAGGUACGGCCAGGGGGACGUCCUCACCCCCGAGGGCCUGCACAAGCUCCUACUCAGCCUCGGCCUCCAGUUCGAGGACGACAACGACCACCUCCAUCACACACACGACCACCAGAACCUCCCCGACGACCCCCUCGGCUUAUCGACGACGAGGAAGGACGACCCGGAGGAGGAGGACCACUUCCACGACGACCACCACCACGCACACGAUGACCACGUGACCCACGACUAUAGCCCGGACGACCACAACCGGAGGCAGAAGGACCACCAGGCGGAUAGCGACGGCCGCAACCACGGCGAUGAGCCCAAACUAGACGGCAGCGCGGACGACCCGUACUCCACCGUCGUCGUCGUCGACCACCCGCGCAGCAACCACCUCGGCGACCCGCACGACCUCCUCGGCGGCCACAUCGACGACCGCUUCCACGACGACCAUCGCCACUCCGAGGACGGCCAUCUAGACACCAACCACCAUCGGGACGGUCACGCGGCGCCGAACGACUCUCUCUCGCGCCGGUCGUCCCCGCCAAGGUCCGUGCACGAGAGCGACGCCACGGGUUUAGCCGCCAGAGGUCAUGCCAGGUCAAGGCGGAGCGGGACACCACGCGACCAAGGCACUGCUAACGCCACGAGUGACCCGCAAGCAUCGCCGCGUGUCAAUUCUUCUGCGCUUGCACCCUCGACGCUCCAGCCUCCUGCCCCGUCUGCCGCUGCAACAGCUGAUCCUCUAACUAUUACUACGAUUACCACGCGAUCUCCAGCUUCCCCCAAGACAACUGGAUUGGUGCAAUCACCAGCAUGGUCGUCAUCGGCUUGGUGGGCCUUGCGUGCAUCAUGUUGAUCCCAGCCCUGAAGAGGAGUCAGUAUUAUGACCAGGUUAACCACUUCCUCCUCGCCCUGGCUGUCGGGACCCUGGCUGGAGACGCCUUGAUUCACCUUCUGCCACACGCCAUCAGCAUGGAAGCACCCCAAGGUAGCAACCCUACCCUCCUGCAUUCCUUCUACGGCUUCACUGCCCUUGGCGGCAUCGUUAUCUUUCUGUUCCUGGAGCGCUGUCACAACCUCUUCUGUGGGCAUGGUCAUGGCCAUGGGCACAGCCAUGGCUUGGGGCUUGAUAUCAGCAAGAGUAAAGAGGACAUAGACAAAGAAACAGUUGGUACAACGACAACUCUUGAAGACUCGGCCAGUCAGAUAACAGACAAAAUUGGAGAGAAGUUAUCAAAACAUUCCAAACACAAUUCCUUUAUCUAUGCAGAAAGCACCAUGACACUUGAAGCCCAGAACUGUUUUGAGGGUUGCAGCUCAAAUGUAAGUCCUAGUAGUGACGCCAAUGGAAACAAUGGUCCGAACAGAAGCCGAUUUGGAGACGACCAGCAGCCAACCCUACCUGAGAAACAGGGCCUGGUCUCAUCAGGUGAUAGGGACUCUGAGGUAGCAUCCAUUGACAAACAUGUGGCAAUGUGUGCAGAGAAGGAGAAGUUAGCCUGCAGUGCAUCAGAGAAGGAGAGCUUGGUCACGACACCAGCUGACAAGUCAGAGAUAGGAAGAGAACUUUCCCUGAUUCUGGACACUCCAUCAUCUGGGAGGCCAAAAGUCCUUCGACAAAACAGCUCCAGCUUCAACAUGGUCUUACAGGAGUACCAUGUGGGCCAUCAUGGUCAUUCCCACCAUGGCCAUUCUCAUGUGACAGGUCGCAAGGAUUCUCUCCGAGCCAUGAUUCUGGUAGGCGAUGCUAUGCACACGUUCCUGGAUGGCAUGGCAAUUGGGGCAGCUUUCGGAACUAGCGUGACAGGGGGUGUGGCAACCUCCAUUGCCGUUUUGUGCCAUGAACUGCCACAUAAAGUUGGGGACUUUGCACUCCUCUUUGAGAUGGGAAUGCACUUGCAACAAGCGGUAAAAAUGAUGGCCCUGCUGUGGGUGCUGAGCUUGGCUGGUCUUCUUCUGGGUGUUAUGCUCGGUUCCAUCCCAACUGCGUCACCUUGGAUCUAUUCUUUCACGGCUGGAGUAUUUAUCUACCUGGCGCUUGUGGAUCUGCUUUCAGAGUUAUCAGUGCAGCGAGGGGAAAAGUUUGGUGUUGCAGGCCAGUUGCUCCUCCAAGGACUAGGCAUGCUCACAGGUGCCGUCAUCAUGCUCAUCAUCGCCAUCUACGAGCAUGACUUGGAGGACCUUCUCAGGGGCUCCUUUUAAAGGCACACUACAGUUAUGCAGCUAGUGUGGUGCAUAAACAUCGCAUGAUGCAUCUUCCACAAAAGUUUUUUGGAAUAAGGAAAAGGUCUUACUUUAUGUUCUUUGCUUUUAUGAGUGGUUAUACUGGCAUUGGCAAAUGUGCUUGUGAGGUGUGAUAUUUAUUGAUAAACUCACAGCGUUCAGAUGGAUGUUUUGUGUGGUGAAGUUUGCUUGGAGAUUGUCUAAGCUUUCAAAUAUAACAAUAGUAAGUGUACAAUAAACACUCAACAGAUGGAAGGC
Messenger RNA from Penaeus monodon (black tiger shrimp), 3181 nucleotides. RefSeq names its product zinc transporter foi-like. Gene Ontology annotation, molecular function: zinc ion transmembrane transporter activity. The record is from RefSeq and is a predicted model, not a curated record. Lineage: Eukaryota; Metazoa; Arthropoda; Malacostraca; Decapoda; Penaeidae. Gene Ontology annotation, biological process: intracellular zinc ion homeostasis; zinc ion import across plasma membrane. Gene Ontology annotation, cellular component: membrane.